Molecule: messenger RNA, 4162 nt
Organism: Zootermopsis nevadensis
Lineage: Eukaryota; Metazoa; Arthropoda; Insecta; Blattodea; Termopsidae
Source: RefSeq, a predicted model, not a curated record
AAAUUUGCGUGAUUUUCGUCUUUCAUUUGUGCAUCACAGUACUUGCAGAAGUGAUGUAGCAUCCAUAAUUUGGAUUUGGAAUAAUUAUAAAUCCCAUGAGUGUGUUUUUGUUUUAUUGACGGUAGAUUUUCCCAUACACUAAUCUGCAUAAAAGACAUUCGUUCUGUUUAUUCCAAUGUCAAUUAUUCAGCAAUGCAUUUAUAGCUAUGUUGGAAUCCAUUUUUAUUUACAGUGUGGCCAAUAUCUGUUACAAAAGUUUGAAAUAUAAAAUUUGACAAGCGAUUGUGAUGAUAACUUUUAUGUAUUGUAUUAAUUACGUUUUCCUCCUUUCCCGUUCAUAUAUUAUUUGUGGAUGGGGUUAGAAGUAUGGAGCAACUAUUUUUCUCGGCAAGCAAGCUUACUUUGUGAUGUGUUGAGAAUGUCGAGUAGCGUCUUGGAAAGUAGAAAUGCAGUAGGAAUACAGAGGGGAAAGAUGUUAAUUACAGAUAUUGAAAGUUUGAAGAAGACGGAAAUAAAUCGGCGCCGAAGAUUACGACUAGAACAGGUCCGUCAACAGUCUAAGGAUGUAGCAAAUCAGAUACGUCAGAGAGUCAGAGGUGAACAAGAUAAACAGAGGAGUUCAUUUGAACAACAACAAAAUGCAGACAUAAAGAGAUUGCAAACUCACAAGCUGUUAUUUCUGCAGCAGCAAUAUCAAGACUGUCUUGAUGAAGUAGGAUUGGGUCACAUGCAAGCAGCUUUACAGCCAGAUGCAGCUGCAGUUCUGGAAGCUGAAAAUCAGAGAAAUCAGGCACAAGCAGAGGACAGAGGACGGGAAGCAAAUCUAAAACUUAGACUGGAGCUGGCAAACACUGAGAAGAGUAGGAACGCUUCAAGAAAGCAACACAAGUUUGCCCGAACAGUUGAGGACUUGAGGUCUGCAGUGGUAGCGUCACUGGGGAAGAACUCACCCAAGAAAAGGCAGUUGAAAAAUAGUCAGCCGCUGAGAGACGCUAUGCGCAGUGCACACUGCACCUGUGGCUCCUUGCAGUGCACCUGUAGUCGCCCACAGACAGAGAUGGCAAGAACGGAACGGAUUCCACCUGCCUCUGCACACGGUUCAUCGAAGUGUGGAGAGGACACUGACAUUACAAGUUCAGAUACGUCUGAUGCUUCAUCUGAGAAAAGCUGUACAGAUGUAUCAAGAGUCAAGGGCGAUCUUGCCUCAUCCACAAAGGUGGAGCAAUCCACGGUGCAGUUUUAUGAUCAUGGAAACAGAUUUGCAAAUAGUUACCCGUGUGAAGCCAGAGUUGAGCGUGUAGUCCCACAUGUGCAUGAGCUGGAUGCCAUCAAGGCAGCUGAACUUCUGUGUGAAUCUAUGCCUGUGAGCAGCAAUAUAAGCCAUCACAGACAAGCUAGGGGCCAGCAAGCGCUUGUUAGGGAACGACUGCAUCGUGACUACCGACAACUGCUAGGUGACUUGCAUGCACUGGCCCGAGAGGAGAGGCUGAUUCGGAGCACUCGUGAACACGGUCUUCCAACAGAGAUAUUUCGAGACGAUUACCGGCGUAAAGAGCUGUGUACAAAGCAACAGAGGAACAUGGACUUAGCAUUUGAGCGUAUAUACAAUGGUAUUCAGCAAGACUCUUCCUUUGGACCAUCAUCUCGAGCAGAGACAGUCAGUCGACACCGCUGGGAGGCAGCAGAACAAGACAGUCCAGUGAGACUGAAUGUUGCUGACUGCCAACUAAGACAGAAUGGUGUUUCACCCUUGAACAGUAUCAGUUCAGUGGCACCCAGCAGGGACUCGGUUGACAUACACCCCACUGCAGGCAAGGCUGCGAAUUCUGAGAAGAAAACUUACACAUUAGAAGACUUGGUAGAACAGGUUAAUAUUCAGCAUUCCCUGCUUAUGGAUGAGAAGAAUGUGCCACAAGAAUGGCUUCCAGUUCCUGAGAACCACAUGAUGAGCUCUGAUCAGUCUUCUGAUAAUGGAAGCUCCAGUAUGGCAUUGUUAUCGGUACAUGAAGAUGAACCCGAAGUUCUUGCCGAACAAAAGAAAAGUUCUGUCGAUUAUGAAAAACAUAGUGAACGUGAAAUAGAGGAACGUAGGUCAUUGGAUUAUGACGAAGGAAGAGAGAAUGAAGUGACGUCAAGUGGCAGGAGAGAGACUGUUGAUCAUGAGGAGGAGGAAACAAGUCAUUUGCAAGUGGAAUUUGGAAAACAUGGUGUUCAUACGGAAAGCAGGGAAAGUGAUGCAAUAAGUACAAGGACAAGUAAAAAGUGGAAUGGAAGACAUAGUAAAGGAAAGACUGAAAAUGAAAAUGAUAAAAGGGAGAAUCUGGUUGCUGAAGUGGAUAAGGGUGUCAGGAGAGGUGACACUGAGGUGGUAAGAGACAAUGAUUCUGUAACAGUUCUCAGCGAAUACAGUUUUGAUGUAUCAGUUUGUGAGACCAGGGAACACAGUGUAGAAUCAAGCCUGGGCAGCAGUACGUCAUCGUCUUAUGAGGGAGUGAAGAUAGUGGUGAGCGUCUCUGAACAGACCGAAAAAAAAUACAAGUCAGGUUCUUCUCCAGAAAAGACUGAGGUAAUUUGUUGUAAGAGUUCAGCACAAAAAGAGAAGAGGUAUGAUGCACUUGGCCAGAAGAUUUGCAGGCAGAAACACAGGCGAACAGGUAGAGGCAGUAGAGAUGUCAAGGAGAAGGCAACAAUGACAACAGAGAGUGAACUGAAAGAGCCAAGCAAAAGGGAGCCAGGUGUGGUGGCUGGAAAGGGUGAGACUGAGAGAAUUAAAGAUAAAGACAGAACAGAGAUGUGGCAUCAUGUGACGAACAGAACUGUUAUUUCAGACAAGGACAUGUCAGAGGACAGUACUUCGUACAUGAGUCCACCAGAUCAUUUGGUUCCUUCCCACAUUCAAUAUCUUGGAAAACUACUUGCAGCUGUGCAUGAAUGUCAGAAGAAAGGAGAUCCUGAUAUACAUGAAAUUAACCCUCAGUUAGCACUUUACAUAUCGCGACUCCUUGCGAUGAGCAGGGAGAGUGUCGAGCGUCUUGGCGUGAGCACAAGUGAUGUGUCUACACCAGAUGUGGAAACAUCUACAGCAGGAGGUAUCUAUGCCAAGUCACCUUGUGCAGCGGCAGAACAUAGCACAAAAAGACAAAAAAAGGAAAGGAAAAUACAAGGAAACAGAUGCAUGCAAAUGUGAAGGCUGAAGAUGCCAUAAAAGAAAUGACAAAAGCUGUGACAGUGUCACAUUCAGAACAUGAAAGUGUAACCUGUACCAGACAGGCGGUUUCACAUUGUGGCACCCAGACACAGAGUACCUCAGUGCCCCUCAGAAUUACAAACGGAGAGUUGCCUGAUGAGCAUGUUUUAAGAAAGAGUUCAUUCUUGCAAGAACAGCUGCAUAGCUCAUGUACGUGUGAUGAAAAUUCAGGUGAUUUUGACAUAAAAACACCUUCAGUUCCCUCAGUUAUUGCAGACAUGAGUCAUGAUGAAUAUAAAACUGUGAAAUUUCCAGAAAUGUUUUCAGAUUAUUCAGACAAAUGCUCAGAAAGAAUUACAAAACUUACAAGGGCAAUAGAACAAAUUCGUGGAGUGAAAAGGAAGCUGAUGGAAGGCUCAGGGACUGGCACUAGUGCCAGUAGUAGUUGUAGUAGUAAUGAGGAUCAAGGGCUGGACUCAACAAAAUAUUUGAGUCCACCUGAAUCGUCUGUUGUGAUGACGCAUCUUUCAAGUAAAGACAACAAACGUAUCACUCCUUCGCAGAAGAUGGGGUUGUCUGAUGAAGAAAUGGCAGUUCCAAUUUCUGCCUGUGAUGUGGAUAGCACCGCUGCACAAUGUAGUUCCAGUAAACCAAGUGGUGGAAGCAAAGCCAGCAUGGAGCAGCAGCAGAAGCAGAAGCCCUCUCAAGGCAAGCGUCCACCCCCGUGCCUCUGGAGUCAAAAGUUGCAGAGUGGUGUAAACACACAACAAAUUAAAGAACUCUCAACAAUUAUCGAAGGAGAUUCAGCACAAUCUUCAUCAUACUUUUUGUCUUCUCACCUUACUAAGCAAGAUGAAAGUGUUCCCAGAGGAAAGUUAGAAAACGGUGCCAAUAAAGAUAGUGAGGUGUGGGAAAACAGAGACAUACCUGACAUUAUGACAGAGAUGUUGAGGAGGGGUCUUAUCACAAGCCCUC